UGUGAUGUUGUUUACUAGUUCGACACUUUUCUAGUGUUCCGUCAUGUUUCUUGUUUGUUUUUUUGUUUUUUUUUACUAAUUUGAUAAUUUUCUAGUGUUCCGUCAUGUUCGGGCAGGAUUUCACCUCCGACUACGUCUGCGUCACUCCGCACAAAGACGACUGCGUUUACACCCGCUGCUACUGCGAAGAAAACGUGUGGAAACUGUGUGAGUUCAUCAGUGCACAGAAACAAGUACCGGCCGGAGAAGUUCAUGUGGUUUUCAUAUCCAACGAGAGAAGAAUGAUUCCUCUCUGGAAACAGAAGUCCGGACAAGAGGAUGAACCAGUGAUCUGGGAUUAUCAUGUGAUCUUGCUCCACGUUAGCGUGCGGUGGGGGCAGAGUUUCAUUUAUGACUUGGACUCCACACUGCCGUUCCCCUGCGACCUCCAGCUGUACGCCGCCCAGGCGUUCCGCUCUGACCAGCAAAUCAAGUCCAACUUCCACAGCGAGUCUUUACAACGACCAGACUGGAACUCUCAUUCGCUCUCUGACAGGAAGCUGCGUGUGGUGUCAUCUGAGGACUUCCUGAAGACGUUUGCAUCGGACCGCUCCCACAUGAAGGACACUGAGGGAGCCUGGCGCAUGCCCCCCCCUCCAUACCUUCCAAUUCACACUGCAGAGUCGGUAAUGAACCUAGAUGACUUCAUCAGCAUGGAGCCAGCCAUGGGACCAGGACGAGUCUACUCCCUGUCAGAGUUUGUCACUCAGUUUGGAAGACAAAGGUCACAUGACUCACCAGCAGCAGUCUGACCCAAACCUUCCAUCUUCAUCUGCCGAGACCCGUUUGGCUGAUGAAGCGGGAGUGGACCGGAAUGGGAAAUGACUUGAUAUUAAAGGGAAUGGGACCCUGUCCGCUGUUACUGAUCCGUUGAAAAGAAACGUCUGCUGGUUUAUUUUAUUAUAUGUAAAAGGCAAGCAGGCAGUCCACCUGGAAUGAUGUGUAUUUAUUUUGAACCAUGACAUUCAGAGACCUCUGUUACUGCUGGUAUACUGGUGAUGUUCAGUGGUCCCCAGAGACCUCUGUUACUGCUGGUAUACCCAUGAUGUUCAGUGGU
Lampris incognitus (smalleye Pacific opah) is the source of this 1096-nucleotide messenger RNA. RefSeq names its product N-terminal glutamine amidase 1 (gene ntaq1). The coding region runs from base 105 to 791 and encodes 228 amino acids. The transcript is spliced from 6 exons. Gene Ontology annotation, molecular function: protein-N-terminal glutamine amidohydrolase activity; protein-N-terminal asparagine amidohydrolase activity. Gene Ontology annotation, cellular component: nucleus; cytosol. The record is from RefSeq and is a predicted model, not a curated record. NCBI's taxonomy places the organism in Eukaryota, Metazoa, Chordata, Actinopteri, Lampriformes, Lampridae.